CCCGCCCUCGCUGCCGCGCGGCCCCGCCCCCGCCGCGCCUGGCCGAGGCGAGCGGAGCCGCGGGCGCUGCGGGCGGACAAGAUGGCGGCGCCGGGCGAGUACUUCAGCGUGGGCAGCCAGGUGUCCUGCCGCACCUGCCAGGAGCAGCGCCUCCAGGGCGAGGUCGUCGCCUUCGACUACCCCAGCAAGAUGCUGGCGCUCAAAUGCCCCUCUUCCAGUGGCAAGCCCAACCACGCAGACAUCCUGCUCGUAAACUUACAGUACGUGUCAGAAGUGGAAAUAAUCAAUGACCGCACGGAAACGCCUCCCCCUUUAGCCUCCCUCAACGUCAGCAAGCUUGCCAACAAAGCACGGACGGAGAAGGAGGAGAAGAUGAGCCAGGCAUAUGCAAUUAGUGCUGGUGUCUCUCUGGAGGGGCAGCAGCUCUUCCAGACCAUCCAUAAGACCAUUAAGGACUGUAAAUGGCAGGAGAAGAACAUAGUUGUGAUGGAAGAAGUCGUCAUUGCCCCUCCGUACCAGGUGGAGAACUGUAAAGGCAAAGAGGGGAGCGCCCUGAGCCACGUACGCAAAAUAGUGGAGAAACACUUCCGGGACGUGGAAAGCCAGAAGGUCCUGCAGCGUUCACAAGCACAGCAGACACAGAAGGACACGUCCCUGUCAUCCUGAGGCCACCUCGGGGCCACCACCCCGUCCCCGCGUCCCCUCCCCGGAGGCGGCGCCGGGGGCUCCUUCAACUUUUAUUUCCUUUUUUUUUUUUUUUUUUUUUUCUUUUUGGGAAAAUCUCAACCAAUUCCAAACUUUAGACUUCAAAACAAAUGAGAAAAGAGAAUAAUUUAAAGCUCCUCACGCAUUACUUGACUAACAGACUUUUGUUUUUCCGCCAUGGUUUCUCCCUCCAGCCAGUCAGACUCUGUUAAUUUUAUUUUUUGGCUUUUUUUUUCCCCUUUUCCUCCCAAUUCGUGCCUCCCUUUUCCCCAAAGAUCCCUCCAGAAAAUAAAGCUAACGAGCUGACUGUGGUGGCUGACCCGGGACCCUCGUGACCAACGUGGUCUCGUUUUAAUUUUGUUUGCACAGGGCAAGGCUUGAAUUAGUCUUAUUUUUCUUAUCUUUAAAUAUAUAUAUGAAUAUAUAUUAAAAUGUUCUUUAAAUAUUUGUCUGCUUCUAGGGUCGUGGCAAAAAAUCCCUCAAAAAUGCCCUUGGGAGCAGCCAGAACCUGGAUUUGGGGUUUUCACCCCAUUUCCUUUAUGUUUUUAAUGUUUUUGCCCUUUUUCAUUUAAUUUUUAAUUUCUUUUUUAAUUUUAAAUUUUUUUUUGCCACGAUCCUCCCCCUCCCCCUUUUGUUUCCUCCCAUUGUUUUUUUUGUUUUUUUUGGUUUUUUUAAUUAAAAAGCAGAUCAAACUCAAAACAAUUCAAGCCCUGCCUUUAGGAAAAUUAAAGAUUAAAAAAAAAAUUUAAAAAAAAAGAAAAAAAAAAGGAAAAUUUUUUAGUCUUGUUUAGCAAAAAACAAUAAAAACCCGAAAUUUUUUUAACCAUCA
This is a messenger RNA of Zonotrichia leucophrys gambelii, 1534 nucleotides long. It is a transcript of the gene LSM12, whose product is annotated as LSM12 homolog. The record is from RefSeq and is a predicted model, not a curated record. The transcript is spliced from 5 exons. NCBI's taxonomy places the organism in Eukaryota, Metazoa, Chordata, Aves, Passeriformes, Passerellidae. Bases 82 to 666 code for a protein of 194 amino acids. Gene Ontology annotation, molecular function: RNA binding.